CAAAUACAACACGACGCUGACUACGCCAAAGUUUGACAUUGUAACACGGAAAUGUUAAUACAGCCUUAUUUUGUCGGAUAAUGUUCGAAAUUAAAAAGUGUGCAAAGUGAAUUACGAAGAUGAAAAUACCUGCGUGCCGCAAAGAGUCGCGGCCUCACUCCCUCAACGCUGCGAUCAUGAAAGAAAAGAGCAAGAAUGCAGCGAGAUCGAGAAGAGAAAAGGAGAAUGCAGAAUUCCUGGAGUUGGCGAAGUUGCUGCCACUCCCUUCUGCGAUUACGUCGCAGCUGGAUAAAGCAUCUGUCAUACGGCUGACGACCAGUUACCUGAAGAUGAGACAGGUUUUUCCUGAUGGCCUAGGAGACGCUUGGGGCGCCGCCCCACCACCACCGCAGCCGCGGGAGCUCUCCAUACGGGAACUUGGGUCCCAUCUACUUCAGACGCUCGAUGGCUUCAUCUUCGUAGUGGCACCUGAUGGGAAGAUCAUGUAUAUCAGUGAGACUGCGUCGGUACACCUCGGUUUGAGUCAGGUGGAGUUGACUGGCAAUUCAAUCUAUGAGUACAUCCACCAAGCUGAUCAUGAAGAGAUGAGCGCUGUUCUCAGCUUACAGCAUCCACAUAGUUAUUUGGGUCAUCAAUGUCCAUCUAUUGGCUACCCAGUCGGAGGUACUUGGAGCUCAAGUGUGGAUAUAGAAUGCGAGAGAGCGUUCUUCAUAAGAAUGAAGUGUGUCCUAGCGAAACGUAAUGCUGGUCUAACAACAUCAGGAUAUAAGGUGAUUCAUUGUUCGGGCUACCUCCGCGCUCGGAGAUUCGGCGAAGGUUCAGCCCCACUUGGGCUGAUAGCGGUGGGUCAUUCCCUCCCCCCCUCGGCUGUCACGGAAUUGAAACUCCACUCAAACAUGUUCAUGUUCAGAGCGUCCCUGGACAUGAGACUUAUAUUCUUGGAUGCUAGGGUAGCAUCUCUCACGGGAUAUGAGCCGCAAGACUUGAUAGAAAAAACACUAUAUCAUUAUAUCCACGGAACUGAUGUGCUUCAUAUGAGACAUUCGCACUGUACAUUACUAACCAAGGGCCAGGUGACAUCGAGGUAUUACCGCUUCCUCACGAAAUCUGGAGGUUGGGUGUGGAUGCAGAGCUACGCGACUAUUGUCCACAACUCCAGGUCUUCCCGGCCGCAUUGUAUUGUCUCUGUCAACUACGUACUAAGUGACAUCGAAGAGAAGAAUUUAAUUUUAAAUUUGGAACAAGGCGCGCCAAAACCGAACACAGACCCGCACAUCCCACAGGUCUCGCACAUCCGGCACACAGAUAGAGUAAAUGACGAAUUCGGCACAGACUACACACAAUUUCCGGAAUAUACUCUACUGCCGACAAUACCAACAUACGAGACCGACGACUACCAGAACCAAAAUGGCUACCAGGAUAUGUUUUAUAACGAAAAUUAUACAGAGCCAGAAUUGCCGAACUACGCAUACCCACAAAACCAAAGACCAUUUUCAGCGAGUUCGUCAUCUUGCUCCUCCAUUGAGAGUUCUGAAGUGAAUCAAUAUAGUUACACGAAUCUUAUUUCGUUCUAUGGACAAAAUGGCCGACCGGAAAACUUUGGCAGCUUUGGGAAAUUACCACAGAAUCAAAACGUUCAAGAAGGCUACACAAGCGUAAUUGUAGAUAAUACACAGCAGUUUCAUGGAAGUAAUGUCAACGAAUUCGUGCAUUGACUUUGUAUUUUAGGCUGGAAUUACCGCGCGGUAAUGGCCUAUGACCUUGGUAAUAUUACCAUUAAUUACCGCUUUGGUUAGGUACCGCAUAAAAGGCAUACCUGCUUUGAAAGGAGAACAGCGUUCGGUAUUUUACCGCGCGGUAAUGGCCUUUAACCUCGGUAAUAUUACCAUGAAUUACCGGUUUGGUUAUUCGCUUUAGAGGCAGCUUUGGAAGGAGAACAGCGUUCGGUAUUUUAACCGUUUCUGGUUUAUUUAUUGAGAAAAAGCUUUUUAUAUAACAUUUAUCUGUAACUCAUCUGAUAUUCAGUGAUGCUGCCCCCCAUGAACACUCAUAUUGCCAGCAAGUGCGUUGCCGGCCUUUUAAGAAUUGGUACGCUCUUUUUUUACAACGACGUGCGUGGAGGUGAUACGGAUGGUAUAU
Molecule: messenger RNA, 2139 nt
Organism: Pieris napi
Lineage: Eukaryota; Metazoa; Arthropoda; Insecta; Lepidoptera; Pieridae
Gene: sim
Product: single-minded homolog 1
Exons: 9
Coding region: 120-1715 (531 amino acids)
Biological process (GO): regulation of transcription by RNA polymerase II
Cellular component (GO): cytoplasm; nucleus; transcription regulator complex
Molecular function (GO): DNA-binding transcription factor activity, RNA polymerase II-specific; RNA polymerase II transcription regulatory region sequence-specific DNA binding; protein dimerization activity
Source: RefSeq, a predicted model, not a curated record